CUAACCCUCAUCACUUCCUUUAUAACCCUCCCCAUUUCCUCCACUCUUCUUCACAAUGCUCCUCAUACUAGCUCUAUAGAAGCAUCCUCUCUCCUUUCCUCUCUCCUUCUGCACUUUUUUCUCAACCCGAAACCAUGAUCAAGACCUUGAAUCCUUACCCCAACCCAGCAAAAACUGCUGAGAUCAUGUCUAGGUACAGACCUAUAGCUCCCAAGCCUGAACCCGCUCCAAACUCCACCACCGAGGGCUCUUCCUCUCUCCCCAAGCAAUCUCCUUACCUUAGGAAUUUAUGGCCCCAGUUGCAAGCCAGGCCUACCAGAACCAGAAAGAGAGGUAGAACUCCUUUCACACUACCCCAUUCCUCCCUCAAGAGACCCAGAACACAUUUCUUAGGCUUUUGUCCCCCUUAUCAUGUAACCUCCCCACCAAAGAACCUUUCCUUACAGGGUUUUGCUCCUUCACCACUCCCUCUUCCCCAUCCCACCCAUGCACAUCCCGUCCAUGGACAUCCCACCCAUGCACAUCCCAUCCAUGGACAUCCCACCCAUGGACAUCCCACCCAUGGACAUCCCAUCCGUGGUCAUCCCACCCAUGGUCAUCCCACCCAUGGACAUCCCACCCAUGGACAUCCCACCCAUGGACAUCCCACCCAUGGACAUCCCACCCAUGGACAUGCACUUGGAGUGCUCAAUCGCAACAUGCAAACAAACACUGUCAUCAGUCCUAGUUUAGUGACACUUCCUCUUCUUCCUUGUUCUCCUGGAGGUCCUGCACCCAAAUUGGACUCCAUAACAACAACACUGAAGCCUUGUGGGGGAGGGAUGAUAGAUUUGAACACCAAAGUGAGUGUUCCUGAGGAGAGAGAUCUCUUGCAACAACUGCAGAAGCCAGUUUCCAACAAUGUUAUACAGCCUCUGCCGGUUCGCCCCAUUGGCUCUUCCAUAACUGUUGUGUGCAUUGGUGAAGACACAGCUCUGCCAUCUGUGGCUCGAACCCCAAAAGGGUCUCGUCAGGUGGAAAAAGAGGUUGAAUCUGAGACCUUGCCGGUUGUCAUAUCAGACUCAAAGCACAGGGUGAGGAUGGCAAAUUCUGCAUUCAAGGAGAUGGUGGGUCAGCCAGAAUGUCCUUGGCUCGAGUCUAUGGUGAACGUGGGUGCCGGAAAUCUGCCAUGCAAGAGGAUCAGUGGGGAUGUAGCACUGCAUCUUUGCGACUCAAAGUUUCCAACUUCUGCAAACGGAUUCUCUUGCUGGGUGAAGAUAGAAUGGCAAAGUGAGCUGAAGAAGUCCAGUGUUAACGCCUUCUGUGAGGUUAUGAAGUUGACUUGUGAAUCCAGGGACUACCUCUUCACAUGGAGGUUCCACACUCGUUCCAGGGAAGCUCCUAAGCCAAGUUGCACCGCUUGAAAAAGUUGAAAUCAAUAUCGCAAUGAAUGCACAUACUGUUCUACUCGAGUCUCUCUAGUAUCAUGAUUACCUUUCUUUUCUGCUAUCAUACAUAUAUUUAUAUAUGUAUAUGUAUGCACAUAGGUAUUAGGGAGAUGAUCGAAGAUAGUUUCUAUGUUUCUUAGUAUCGUGUCGUCAAGAACUAUUAAGUACUUGAUUAGUAUUAUUUACUAAUAAAUUAUGUCUAUGUAUCGAUGUAUCCCUCUCUAAGAAGUCCUUCUGGAGAGGAGAAACAUCAGAAAAAAAUAAAUAAAUCAGUACUGUUAUUUAUAAGUUGUUUCGCAGAAAAUAAAAAACUGCCUUUGUUUCUUGGUUA
Messenger RNA from Vigna radiata var. radiata (mung bean), 1758 nucleotides. RefSeq lists its product as uncharacterized. The transcript has a single exon. The coding region runs from base 135 to 1403 and encodes 422 amino acids. NCBI's taxonomy places the organism in Eukaryota, Viridiplantae, Streptophyta, Magnoliopsida, Fabales, Fabaceae. The record is from RefSeq and is a predicted model, not a curated record.